Messenger RNA from Echinops telfairi (small Madagascar hedgehog), 1192 nucleotides. It is a transcript of the gene GPR68, whose product is annotated as G protein-coupled receptor 68. The record is from RefSeq and is a predicted model, not a curated record. Gene Ontology annotation, molecular function: G protein-coupled receptor activity. Gene Ontology annotation, cellular component: membrane. Gene Ontology annotation, biological process: G protein-coupled receptor signaling pathway; cellular response to pH. The coding region runs from base 62 to 1192 and encodes 376 amino acids. The transcript has a single exon. NCBI's taxonomy places the organism in Eukaryota, Metazoa, Chordata, Mammalia, Afrosoricida, Tenrecidae.
AUAUGGUUGGACGUUGGAUCACCAAGAUGGCUGUACGGAGACUAGCUCGUACCCUGAGCCCAUGAUUGGGGGAGGCUUCUCCGGCCCAAAGAUGGGGAACCUCACUGCAGACAACUCCUCCUCCAAUUGUACCAUUGACCACACCAUCCACCAGACGCUGGCCCCUGUGUUCUACAUCACCGUGCUGGUGGUGGGCUUCCCCGCCAAUUGCCUGUCCCUCUACUUCGGCUACCUGCAGAUCAAGGCCCGGAAUGAGCUGGGCGUGUACCUGUGCAACCUGACCGUGGCCGACCUCUUCUACAUCUGCUCGCUCCCCUUCUGGGUGCAGUACGUGCUCCAGCAUGACCACUGGGUGCACAGCGACCUGUCCUGCCAGGUGUGCGGCAUCCUGCUCUAUGAGAACAUCUACAUCAGCGUGGCCUUCCUCUGCUGCAUCUCCAUCGACCGCUACCUGGCCGUGGCCCACCCCUUCCGCUUCCACCAGUUCCGGACCCUGAAGGCGGCCGUGGGCAUCAGCGUGGCCAUCUGGGUCAAGGAGCUGCUGACCAGCAUCUUCUUCCUGAUGCACCAGGAGGUCAUGGUGGACAAGGACCUCCACCGCGUCUGCUUUGAGCACUACCCCAUCCAGGCCUGGCAGCGCCGCAUCAACUACUACCGCUUCCUGGUGGGUUUCCUCUUCCCCAUCUGCCUGCUGCUCCUCUCCUACCAGGGCAUCCUGCGGGCCGUGCGCCGCAGCCACGGGACCCAGAAGAGCCGCAAGGACCAGAUCCAGCGGCUGGUGCUCAGCACCGUGGUCAUCUUCCUGGCCUGCUUCCUGCCCUACCAUGUGCUGCUGCUGGUGCGCAGCCUUUGGGAGGCCAGCUGCGACUUCGCCAAGAGCAUCUUCAACGCCUACCACUUCUCGCUGCUCCUCACCAGCUUGAACUGUGUGGCCGACCCUGUCCUCUACUGCUUUGUCAGCGAGACCACCCACAGGGACCUGGCCCGCCUCUGUGGGGCCUGCCUGGCCUUCCUCACCUGCUCCAGGGCCAGCCGGGCCAGGGAGGCCUACCCGCUGGACGCCCCCGAGGCCUCUGAGAAGAGUGGGGCCCAGGCCGAGGACCCCGAGCUGCUGGCUAAGCUCCAUCUGGCUGCCCUCCAGGCCCCGGGUGCCCCGGGAGUGGGAGGGUCCCCCAUGGGUGGAUUGGCCUAG